AUGAGUCCCCGUAAGCCGUCGUCGUUUGGCCUCUUCUCGGCCCUGCCUGCCGAGCUCCGUCUGGCCAUCUGGCAGUUCAGCUGCCACCCUCGCGUCGUCGAGGUCUGGUACGAUGCCGAUGCUGACCGCUGCCGCACCACCGCGCGUCCGCCGCCGGUUCUGCACGUCAGCCGCGAGGCGCGCCACGAGGCCAUGGCCCUCUACCGCCGUGCCUUUGUCACCCAGAGCUGUCCCGACCACUUCAUCUACUUCUCGUCCGCCCGCGACGUCCUCUAUCUGCCGCGUCACGGCCUCAUGGGUUACGACGACACGGCUCGCGACUUCACCGUCCAUGUCCGCGACACGGCGCCGCACGUCUGGUCGCUGGCUAUCGACCACGUCCGCACAGACACCAUCCGUCCGUGGGAGCCCUACAACAAGCUGAUGCUCAUCUUCAGCUUCCCCAACGUCCAGGAGACCAUCCUGGUCGUUGGCGCUGGCAGCAACGAGCGCCGCGUCGACCGGCGUCGCAGCCUCGACUCCGUCGAGAGUGCCGAAUCCACCACUUCGGCUGUCUCGACCGCUUCGCUCGUCGAGUCGGCCCCCGUCCCCAAGAUUGGCGACGUCGAGCUGGUCGACCCCAAAGGCGACACCGUCGCCGUCAUGGGCGUCAUCGACAACGUCAUCGAGUCUUUCUCGCGCGAGAUCCAGGCUGCCGCUGGCGGCCCCAGCCUCAGCGACGACUGCCCGGUCCACGAAUAUCCUCACAUCCCCUCUCUGAUCCCCAAGGCCAAAGAGUACCACCAGUACCAGAACAAACAGCGGCGCCGCCGCCGCCAGAGACACCAAUGCGCCAUCGGCUGCGCCUAA
This is a messenger RNA of Grosmannia clavigera kw1407, 849 nucleotides long. RefSeq lists its product as uncharacterized. The coding region runs from base 1 to 849 and encodes 282 amino acids. The transcript has a single exon. The record is from RefSeq and is a predicted model, not a curated record. Lineage: Eukaryota; Fungi; Ascomycota; Sordariomycetes; Ophiostomatales; Ophiostomataceae.